AGCAAAGCCAAGUUAACUUCCUCCCUUCACUUUUCUUUUUCUUUUGGAAUCUUGUAAUGGACACUGCUGUCUAUUGCCCAUCCUACGCACCUUUCUUCGGGUUCGCCGGUGUAUUUGCCUCGAUGGCAUUUAGCUCCCUUGGAGCUGCUUAUGGUACCUCGAGAGCAGGUAUUGGAAUUGCCGGUAUUGGUCCAUUCCGCCCUGAACUUGUGAUGAAGUCUUUGAUUCCCGUAGUUAUGAGUGGUAUUAUUGCCGUUUACGGUCUGGUUGUUGCUGUAUUGUUGGCAGGUCAAAUGUCACCCACCGCCGGUUAUUCUCUCUUCUCUGGUUUCGUUGCAUUGGGUGCAGGUCUCUCAGUUGGUGUGGGUGGUCUGGCUGCUGGCUAUGCUAUUGGUGUAGUUGGUGACUACUGUGUUCGUGGUUAUGCGAGAGAGAACAGAGUCUUUGUGACAAUGGUUCUCAUCCUUAUUUUUGCCGAAGUUCUGGGUCUUUAUGGUCUAAUUGUAGCUCUUAUUUUGAACGCAAAGGCAGACAACACCCUUUGUACUCUGUAAAAAACACACACAACCAAACAACAAGGAGUGAAAACAACGAGUCAUUUUAUAUCCAAUCCAGAAAAUAAGAAAGAGGGGCUCUGCUAUAGCCAAACAUAACUCGAAUAUGACUGAGAAUCU
Molecule: messenger RNA, 674 nt
Organism: Phycomyces blakesleeanus NRRL 1555(-)
Lineage: Eukaryota; Fungi; Mucoromycota; Mucoromycetes; Mucorales; Phycomycetaceae
Exons: 7
Coding region: 57-554 (165 amino acids)
Biological process (GO): proton transmembrane transport
Cellular component (GO): proton-transporting V-type ATPase, V0 domain
Molecular function (GO): proton-transporting ATPase activity, rotational mechanism
Source: RefSeq, a predicted model, not a curated record